AUGAGCCCAGUCGGAAGUCACGUAAUCAAACUUGCAGAAGGACUGCAUGUUCCACGUCUGGAGAGAGCCAACUACCAAAAGUGGCUCGUACUUAUCGAAGCUGCACUAAGGCACUUCAAUCUUUGGGAAUCACAUAUUAUUGCGAAACCACCCAGUAAACCCGAUCAGCCGUACCUGAUCAACAAUGCCAAAGCUUAUAGCAUGAUAUCUGCCACACUAAGCAAGGACAAUGAAAAACUAGCAGAGGACCUCAACGGUAUUCCUCUAUCAGCUCACCUCAGUUUCGCUGCCAUAAAGAAACAUCACGAAACAGGCAACAUGAGCGCAAAACUAGAGCUCGAAGACGAGCUCGACUUAAUAGUAUACGACACCCAGGUCGGUGUUAAGCAACUAUACGACGAAAUGUUUGACAUACGGAAACUAUUGUCACAAAUUGGCGUCAAAUGGUCCGAUGAGGAUUAUGUACGAAAACUCUUGAGGAAACUACUAAAAGGAUCUUCACAUUGGGGCAACAUGCGUACCAGAUUUGACAGCUUUACUAAAUCAAAUUAUGCAACAGCUGACAUCAGGACAAUGUUGGCAUACGAAGAGCAGCAACUUAUCACUGUCAUGCUACUUCCAUCUUUAGACAACGCCGAAGUCGCUCCCCGGAUUCAGGAACUAUCUCAACCCGAUUCCGAAGUGGAAGACACACCACUUAAAAGUAAAACUCAGGGACCAUAUUAUUAUUACAAAAGGCAACCAGACGUUGAUUACAUGAACUCAAGUCUCGUUUCUGCCAAUAUAUCUAACUCAACAUUUCCAUCGAAUUGGAAACAAGCCAUGACUGCCCCGGAUGCAAAUCUCUGGAAGAUCGCAGCAGAUAAAGAAACAGAAUCAAGGGCACCAUUAUUUACUCAUAGCUACAAUCUAGGCGGUGGUAUUACACCGUCUGUACCUAUUGUGAUAGAUAAUGUGACUCAGUCUCUUUCUAUAUUUUCUAUCUCUAUACUUCUUGCGCGAUAA
Molecule: messenger RNA, 1005 nt
Organism: Batrachochytrium dendrobatidis JAM81
Lineage: Eukaryota; Fungi; Chytridiomycota; Chytridiomycetes; Rhizophydiales
Exons: 3
Coding region: 1-1005 (334 amino acids)
Source: RefSeq, a predicted model, not a curated record